AUGAAACCCAAAAGCAAAGCCAAAUCGCGUUCCGCUCGUGCCAACAUAACAUUCCCCGUUGGCAGGGUUCAUAAGAUUUUGAAAUCUGGGAAUUACGCUCAAAGAAUAGGCGGCGGUGCUCCUAUAUACCUUGCAGCUGCAGUCGAAUACCUUGCUGCAGAAAUACUAGAACUGGCCGCGGAAGCUGCUAAACAGAACAAGAAGUCCAGAGUCAUUCCACGGCACAUACUCUUUGCGAUACGAAAUGAUGAUGAACUCAAUCAGAUGCUAAGCGGAGUGACAGUGUCACAGGGUGGCGUGAUACCAGCUAUCCACCCACAUCUACUGCCUAAGAAGACCAUGAAGAAUAUGUCGCAAGAGAAAUGA
Molecule: messenger RNA, 366 nt
Organism: Papilio polytes (common Mormon)
Lineage: Eukaryota; Metazoa; Arthropoda; Insecta; Lepidoptera; Papilionidae
Product: histone H2A-beta, sperm-like
Exons: 1
Coding region: 1-366 (121 amino acids)
Cellular component (GO): nucleosome
Molecular function (GO): structural constituent of chromatin; protein heterodimerization activity; DNA binding
Source: RefSeq, a predicted model, not a curated record